AUGGCUCCAAUUCCGUCUUUCGGUCGAAAAGUACUCGACUUCUUUUCUUUCUCCUCGCCAAAGCCGCAAGGAAAGUCUUCGUCCUCUGGUUCCUCUCUGUCUCGUACAUCUGAGGAGUCAUUUGAGAUGAUGACGUUCAAACCACAUGGUUCUGAACUUGCGCCGGCUCCACCAUUUCGUGCCCCGGCCCCAGCCCCAGCCCCCUUCCGGCCCCUGCGAUCGUCGCUGGUGGCAGAUUCACCGCCUCAGUUGCCAAACUUCGAUUUUGGCCCGGCUUUUGAAGUCCCCAGCAAGUGGACUUCGGCAAAGAGAGACUUGGUGUUCCCGGAGGCAAAGUGUAAGUUCACGCCUUUCCGAUACGCUUUGAUACAAUGUUAA
Molecule: messenger RNA, 378 nt
Organism: Morchella importuna
Lineage: Eukaryota; Fungi; Ascomycota; Pezizomycetes; Pezizales; Morchellaceae
Exons: 1
Coding region: 1-378 (125 amino acids)
Source: RefSeq, a predicted model, not a curated record